AUGAAGUUCAUGAGACUUGGGACAAGGCCAGACACCUUCUAUACAGGCGAAGCCACGAGGAUGAUGAUUUCCGACUUGCCAAGUGACCUCACCAUACGCAUCAAUAACAUCACCUAUCUUCUCCAUAAGUUUCCACUUCUUCCAAAAUGUGGCCUACUACAACUACUUUGCUCAGGUAGGGGACAUGCCGGAAGUGUUACCCUGGAUCUUCAUGAUAUCCCGGGUGGUGAAGAUGCUUUUGAGCUGUGUGCCAAGUUCUGCUAUGGGAUCAAAAUUGAUCUCAGUGCCCAUAACUUUGUACCAGCAAUAUGUGCUGCCAUGUUCCUACGGAUGAUAGAAACUGUUGGGGAUGGAAACUUUGUCUCAAAAUUGGAGGUUUUCUUUAAUUCGUGCAUUCUUGAAGGAUGGAAAGAUUCAAUUGUAGCAUUGCAGACUACAGAAAGGUUUCCUGAAUGGUCUGAGAGUCUUGGGAUUAUCAGAAGGUGCAUAGAUUCAGUAGUUGAUAAAAUACUCACACCCCCACCAAAGGUUAGAUGGUCCUACACUUAUACCAGACCAGGAUAUGCACAAAAGAAGCACCACAAGUCCGCCCCUAAAGAUUGGUGGACAGAGGACAUAGCAGACCUGAAUGUAGACCUAUUCAGAUGCGUAGUUAAUACUGUGAGGUCAACAAACAUGCUGCUACCACAGCUGGUUGGUGAAGCUUUGCAUGUUUAUGCAUGUCGUUGGCUUCCGGAUUUUACAAGGGGUAGGCCUGAUCCUGAAACCUCAACAGCUUCUCAGUUGACCCAAGAAAAAUUAGUGAACGGAAAAAAACAACUUGAGAUGAUUGUAAUCCUAAUUCCAGAAGAUAGAGGAUCAGUUUCAGUUGGAUUCUUGCUGAGACUCCUUAGCAUGGCAAAUCUUUUAAGAGUUUCUCCAGCAAUAAAUAUGCAACUUAUUAAGAAGUGUAGCUUGCAAUUAGAGGAGGCAACACUAAACGAUUUGAUGUUACCUUCACAUGACUCUUGUGCUGAUCACCACAUUUAUGAUAUUGAACUGGUUGGAUCUGUCUUGGAGGGUUUUAUCACUCAAUGGAGAAAAUCAUAUUCUAGAGAUGAAUAUUUACUUAGAAAGGUUGGAGAAAUCAUCGACUCUUAUCUCCAAGUCGUUUCUAUGGAUGCAAACAUGCCAGUACAGAAAGUAGUGUCUCUUGCUAAUGUUUUACCUGAAUUUGCUCGGCCUGAACAUGACAUUCUUUACAAGACAAUCGACAUUUAUCUAAAUGAACAUCCCCAAAUGAGCAAGGAAGAGAAGAAGCAUCUAUGUAGCAUUUUGGACUGCCACAAGUUGUCUGCAGAGGCUUGUGCCCAUGCCGUGAAAAAUGAGAAGCUUCCUUUGAGAAUCGUUGUGCAAGUUCUCUUCUUUGAACAUGAGAAACAUGGUAGAAAGUCAACAAGAAGCCAUGAAAAACAACAGCCUGAAAUACAACCUCAGGGCAUAGAACAAACGGAAACUACAGUGUGUAGCCUGGAAAGAUCACAACUUUUCUCGGGUGAACGAUCCAGUAAACAAGAGGAUGCUAAACGUAGAAGUGCUCCUAGUAGCACACUCCAAAAGCUUGAGCCAGAAUCAGAACAAAAAUCAAGGUGGAAAAAGGUUGGGGAAAUGGGUUCAGAUGAUGGUGAUGAAAGGGGGAUUAUGGAAGAACGAAGUAUACAGGAUCUUACGAAAAUCAGGAUGCGAAGAAGUAAAUCAGAGCAUGGUCGUCGUAAAGGCAAGUAG
This is a messenger RNA of Cynara cardunculus var. scolymus (artichoke), 1764 nucleotides long. RefSeq names its product BTB/POZ domain-containing protein At5g47800-like. NCBI's taxonomy places the organism in Eukaryota, Viridiplantae, Streptophyta, Magnoliopsida, Asterales, Asteraceae. The record is from RefSeq and is a predicted model, not a curated record. Bases 1 to 1764 code for a protein of 587 amino acids. The transcript has 5 exons.